This is a messenger RNA of Pygocentrus nattereri (red-bellied piranha), 4723 nucleotides long. RefSeq names its product protein kinase cGMP-dependent 1a (gene prkg1a). Gene Ontology annotation, molecular function: ATP binding; cGMP-dependent protein kinase activity. Bases 281 to 2287 code for a protein of 668 amino acids. Gene Ontology annotation, biological process: protein phosphorylation. The transcript has 18 exons. Lineage: Eukaryota; Metazoa; Chordata; Actinopteri; Characiformes; Serrasalmidae. The record is from RefSeq and is a predicted model, not a curated record.
CAGCAGGCUGGCAGUGACGGGGCGGAAAGAGGAGCUGGAAGUGCUCUCUGGAUGAGAGAGAGCUCAUCUCCAGCUCUUGGGAGGCUCCUCCGCCCUCUCUCUCUCUCUCUCUCUCCUGACGAGUCGAGCCUAAACACGUGCAAUUAACACACCACAGCUGCGAUCCGAACCUGCAUUCCAAACAAAAAACCCUCCUUUGUCGACCCUCUCCAGCGUGACGGUGGGUGGUGACGCGCGGAUUUUAUCCCGGGCGGUAAAGUUUGUUCGGCGCGGCUCGAGCAUGAGCGAGCUGGAUGAAGACUUCGCCAAGCUGCUGCUGCUGAAGGAGGAGAGGAUACGGGACUUGGAGCGGCGCCUGGCGGAGCGCGAGGACGAGCUGCACGAGCUCAAGCGCAAGCUGCACAAGUGCCAGUCGGUGCUGCCGAGCGCGCCCGUACUGGGCCCGCGGACACGGCGCGCGCAGGGCAUUUCCGCUGAGCCCUCAACGCCCCGGGACGUGGCCAAACAAACGUUUCGCAAACAUCACAAGUCAGACAGGUCCAAGGAGUUGAUCAAAGAGGCAAUCUUGGACAAUGACUUCAUGAAGAACCUGGAGCUAUCUCAGAUCCAGGAGAUCGUGGACUGCAUGUACCCUGUGGAGUAUGGCAAGGACAGCUGCAUCAUUAAAGAGGGUGAUGUUGGCUCCCUUGUCUAUGUCAUGGAAGAUGGAAAGGUGGAGGUGACAAAAGAAGGCUUGAAGCUGUGCACCAUGGGACCUGGGAAGGUGUUUGGAGAGCUUGCUAUUCUUUAUAACUGCACCAGGACUGCUACAGUGAAAACUUUAACCAAUGUGAAGUUAUGGGCCAUCGACAGGCAGUGCUUUCAGACCAUCAUGAUGAGGACUGGACUGAUCAAACAUGCAGAGUACAUGGAGUUUCUAAAAAGCGUUCCAACAUUCCAUGGCCUUCCAGAAGAAAUACUAAGCAAGCUGGCAGAUGUCCUUGAGGAGACACAUUAUGAGGAUGGGGAUUAUAUCAUCAGGCAGGGAGCAAGGGGAGACACUUUCUUCAUCAUUAGUAAAGGAAAGGUGACAGUGACCCAAGAGGACUCUCCCAGUCAGGAGGCUGUGUAUUUGCGCUCUCUGGGAAAGGGCGACUGGUUUGGUGAAAAAGCCUUGCAGGGAGAGGAUAUCAGGACAGCCAAUGUCAUCGCUGCAGAAACCGUUACCUGCCUUGUAAUUGACAGAGAUUCUUAUAAGCACCUUAUUGGAGGUUUGGAGGAUGUGUCCAGCAAAGGAUCUGAAGAUGCAGAGGCCAAAGCAAAGUACGAGGCAGAAAACGCUUUCUUCUUCAACUUGCACCUGUCGGACUUCAACAUCAUAGACACUCUUGGAGUUGGAGGAUUUGGACGUGUUGAGUUGGUGCAACUGAAGAGUGAUGAGUAUAAGACAUUUGCCAUGAAGAUCCUGAAGAAGCGCCAUAUUGUGGACACCAGACAACAGGAGCACAUUCGCUCAGAGAAACUCAUCAUGCAGGAAGCUCACUCUGACUUCAUUGUGAGACUCUAUAGGACAUUUAAGGACAGUAAAUACCUGUACAUGCUGAUGGAGGCAUGUCUAGGAGGAGAGCUGUGGACUAUCCUGAGAGACAGAGGUUCAUUCGAUGAUUCCACUACACGAUUCUACACAGCAUGUGUAGUGGAGGCUUUUGCCUAUCUGCAUUCCAAAGGCAUCAUUUACAGAGACCUCAAACCAGAGAACCUGAUACUGGAUCACAGGGGCUACGCUAAGCUGGUGGACUUUGGCUUUGCUAAGAAGAUUGGAUUUGGGAAGAAGACAUGGACAUUCUGUGGGACGCCAGAGUAUGUGGCCCCAGAGAUCAUUCUUAACAAAGGUCAUGAUAUCUCUGCAGACUACUGGUCCCUGGGCAUCCUCAUGUAUGAACUGCUGACUGGGAGUCCUCCUUUUUCAGGCCCUGACCCCAUGAAGACUUACAACAUCAUCCUAAGAGGCAUUGACAUGAUUGAAUUUCCGAAGAAGAUUACCAAAAAUGCUGCCAAUCUAAUUAAAAAGCUAUGCAGGGACACUCCAUCUGAAAGACUAGGAAACUUGAAAAAUGGUGUCAAGGAUAUUCAAAAGCACAAAUGGUUUGAAGGCUUUAACUGGGAUGGCUUACGGAAGGGAACACUAGCACCUCCCAUCAUCCCCAAUGUCUCAUCAGCCAUAGACACAAGUAAUUUUGACAGCUUUCCUGAAGACAAUGAAGACCCUCCUCCUGAUGACACCUCUGGCUGGGACAUAGACUUCUAAAGCUUCUACACACACUCUCUUGUUUAUCAUACACCAAACAAAAGACCUGCUCCACUGUUGCCUGAAACAGAGCUGCUUCUUUUGGAAAGGCUGCAUUGAGGACUAGAGGAGAAAAAGAACAGACUAAGAGAGUGGAAGAAGAAAAACUUUUGUUUUGAUUAGCCUUGACUGUUGCAAUAGAGAAACUAAAGUUCCUAUGGACUUAAGCUACAAGGGAAUCGGAGCUUUCAGCGCUCUACUGCACGAGUCCCAACAACGGGGGAGGAGAGGGGAGUAUAAUUCAUAUUGUGUGUGUGCGUGUAUGUGUGUGUGCGCCGUCACCCCGGUGUAUGUGUGUGUGUAGUUGCCUCAAGCCCUUCUUAUCAUGUUAUAAUGGAGACAUAUUGCAGCAGACUCUGACCUCACUCACUUGCUUUUUGCCCCAGAUUGGCUGCAAACUUUUUAUCUUCCAAACCUUGUGGAGACUACUCAGACAAGUAUGUAAUAGAGAUUUGGAUUAAAACGCUGUAUCUCAAAGCCAGGAUUAAGGGGGAGUACACAGACCUGAAUGUUAUUCUUAUAGCUAAUGAGGCAUUAUCAAACAUGUACAUAGUAAUAUAUUACCCAAACAAAACAUGUGCAGCAUUAGCUGUUUAUCCUUAAAAAGCACAACAUUUUGUUGCAUUUAUAAUAAUGGCUAGGUAAUAGACUUCAGAAGUGCCCUGUGCAGACAUUGCAUAAGUAUCUCUCUUCGUUGCUCCUUACAUUUCUGUGUGUAAUAAAAUGGCAGAUAGCCAUUUUGGCUGAUGAUGUGGCUGACCCAGGGCUUGUGCAAAUGUUUAUCAGAAACUCCUAAUGUGCCUCAGAUUCACAACACGGUUUAUAUAAAAAUGCAAAGGCCCCUGCUGAAUUCAGAAUGCUCACCUCUUUUAAGCUAACACCAUAUCCAUAUAUUGCUGUCAUUAAACCCGGCCUAAACUGUUUCUGAGUAAAGUUUAACCACUGUGAUCAGGCAGGGAUUUAAUAAUAGUUUUUUAAUAGGCCUGUGACACUGGUUUUAGAGAAAGUAGGGGAGAUAAUUUGAGCUUUUAAUGGCCUCGUAUUUAAGUCUAUCUAAUGGUGUGGUUAGAUAACUACAGCUGAAUUCAGGUAUAACUUAUUUGCUUAUGAAUACAUCAAAACAUCUCCAACUCCACUGACAUAUGGACUGGAUCUGACCAUGGAAGGAAUUAGUGCCUUAAAUCAAUGGCAUCCUAAAACACUAUUGACCAUUAAUUUGUUCCAUGUAAAAGCCUCAAACUGGCAUCCUCCAUCCAUUUCUCCACUGUUUUACAAUAAGGUCCAUUUCUUGGUUUUCAAAUGUAAAUGUAAACCUGUGCACAGCUAGACACUGUGAAACAGAGGAAGGACAUAGAGGUAUGUCUUUACGGCAUGCAUGCUUAUGCAGCUGGAUCAGCAGGGCAGUUUAAAGCAGUAAUUGCGUUUCAUUGUAAGAUUAUGUUUAGCACUUUUCUUGAAUAAUUACUGUGCCGCAGUAUGCAGUACUAAACACCACAGUCUAUGUAGCAUUUGUCUUAUGUAACUGCACUGAGGUGGCCUCCUUCCUCUUUAACCUCUUCCAGUUGCUUCCAUUCACACUUUACUGAUAGGACCUGAAGACUUACUACAUAUCUAUACACAGCCUCCAUGAUGGAGGAAAUACCACUCUUAGCCCCCCUGAACAAAGGGGAGAUUGUGAUUACAGUUGCAAUCAAUUGCAAACUAUAUAGCCCACAACUGAUACCCUAUAUAACUGUUUGGAGGGUUUUUUCACUUACUUUGGUUGCCUUGACUGCCAGUGUCUGGCAUGGGGGGGAAAAAAAAAAUCAGAGAACUACUUGAAAAUUAUCCAGGCCCAUAAGGAGAAUCAAGACUGUGCCUAGCUUACACAGGCCCAACAAACUUCAGUAAGGUCACUGAAACCAUUAACCCAUUACUGUCCAUGUCAAAAAUGUUGAAUGUCCUUUGGUCCAUGUGUUCGCUAAGGUUGCCUGAGCACACUAUUUGGCUUUAAAAAAAAAGGAAAAAAAAUAUAUGGCUACAAUUUUCUAUAAGCUAAUUUAUGGUAUUAAAUCUAGACUUUUGGUGACAUUGGAAGAAGUUAUGUGGUAAUUUUCCAUGUCAUAAUAAAUGUAUUUGUUGGACAUGAAUGGGUUAAAAUGUAUUCUAUUCCUUUUUUAUAAUCAAAUGUUUUACUUUUCUUCUUGUAGUUUCGGGUGUAAUCUUACUUACUCAGUCUGACUUUAUUACCCGAGGCUGCACUGUAUCUGCAUUGCUUUUCGCCGUCAUUGAGUGAUGUGUUUUUUGCCAAGAUAUUUAUUUUCUCUUACUGUACUCUGAUGUCCUUGUACUGCAAUGCCAUGUGCAGUGUGCCUGGUAUGAACUUUAUAGACCUGAAAUAAAGACAAAUUUCUUUUA